Messenger RNA from Trifolium pratense (red clover), 2835 nucleotides. Its product is annotated as lysM domain receptor-like kinase 3. Gene Ontology annotation, molecular function: ATP binding; transmembrane receptor protein kinase activity. The record is from RefSeq and is a predicted model, not a curated record. Bases 520 to 2526 code for a protein of 668 amino acids. The transcript has 11 exons. NCBI's taxonomy places the organism in Eukaryota, Viridiplantae, Streptophyta, Magnoliopsida, Fabales, Fabaceae. Gene Ontology annotation, biological process: innate immune response; protein phosphorylation.
CAUAAACAUAAACAUAAAAUACACUAAUUAAUGUUCUGUUUUUUUCACUUUCUUCAUUCUUUUCUUCUUUAACUUCAACUUUUUUUCCUUCACUUGCUUCCUAAAUUUAACAUACCCCAUUUUCCUCACUUCCUUCUCCUCCAAUUAUUCUUCUCAACUUGCAUUCUCUCACCUUGGAUUUUUCCUCAUUUUUUUUUUAUUUCUUUCUAAUUUUUUAUUUUUUUUUUAUUUUUUGUCAUUUUCAUCAAAAAGCUGGUAAUUCUUUUAAGCUGGCUUCUUCUCAAUCUGGAUUUUUUGCUUCAUUUUUUGAUUUUUCACAGCUGAAAUUGUAUUGGGUUGUGUAAUUUUCCUUCAAAUCUAGAUCAAGUUGUUUCCUUUGUUCUUCUCCAUUAAAAAAAGCUUAAGCUUAUUUGAUAAAGCUUGUUCUUUUACAUCCCUUGAGCUCAAAUUUGUUUCCUUUCCACCAUUUUCUUUGACCCUUUUGCCUCAAAAUUCUAAUCACUAGUUUAUUUCUAAGCAAUGGUUAAUGUAGGAAAAAACCCCAAUUUGAAGUUCCUUCAGUUUCUUCUAUUUCUGUUUUACCUCAAUUUCAAUAGAAUCAGUUCUUAUCAGAUGGCAGCUAUGAACUGUACAGACACAAGACGUGUUUGUACUUCUUUCUUGGCCUAUAAGCCUCAAAAAAACCAAUCUUUGGGAGUGAUUCAGAGUAUGUUUGAUGUGUUACCAAGUGACAUCACAGUUGAAGGAAAUGGUUGGGAUUACUUAUUCAUAAGAAAGAAUUGUUCUUGUGCAUCUGGUCUCAAGAAAUAUGUGUCUAAUACAACUUACACUGUGAAAUCAAAUGAAGGGUUUGUUGAUGAUUUGGUUAUGGAUGCAUAUGAUGGGCUUAUUUUGCUUCCAAACACUUCAAGGAAAGCAAGGAAUGGUGCUGUUAUAUCAUUGAGGUUGUUUUGUGGCUGUUCUAGUGGAUUAUGGAACUAUCUGUUGAGUUAUGUGUUGAGAGAUGGAGACAGUGUUGAAUCUUUGGCUAGUAGAUUUGGGGUUAGUAUGGAUAGUAUUGAGGAUGUGAAUGGCCUUGAUGGUCCUGAUAAUGUUACUGUCGGUUCACUAUAUUACAUUCCUCUUGAUUCUGUUCCUGGUGACCCUUAUCCUCUGAAUAAUGCUUCUCCACCAGCUUCUGUUCCUACCCCUUCUGUUGUUAAUUUUUCAGGUGAUGAUGCCAAUCAUAAGUAUCAUGUACCCUAUGCAUUGAUCAUUGGUGGUUUAGGAGUUGGUCUUAUUCUGAUAAUGUUAGGCAUUGUUCUUUGUGUUUGCCUGAGAUCGUCAAAUUGUUAUUCUGAUUCCAGAAGUCAUGAAAAAGAUGGCGAGGGAAAGGUCUCUCAUAAAUUCCAUAUUCUUCGGAAUCCAAGUUUUUUGUGUGGUUCUGGAAGGUACAUAUGCGGCAAACAUGUUGACCACAAGCAAACAGAUGGUGACUCCAGCACUCGCACAAUUACCGUCCCAAAAGCUUCAACUCUAGGGCCGGACGUAUUUGAUAUGGAUAAACCUGUAGUUUUUGCAUAUGAAGAGAUUUUUUCGUCAACUGAAGGCUUCUCUGAUUCAAAUCUACUUGGACAUGGAACAUAUGGAUCUGUCUACUAUACCCUCCUUUGCGACCAGGAAGUUGCUAUCAAAAGAAUGACGGCUACAAAAACAAAAGAAUUCACAUCAGAGAUUAAAGUUUUAUGCAAGGUUCAUCAUGCUAAUCUGGUAGAAUUGAUUGGCUAUGCAGCCAGUCAUGAUGAGCUUUUCCUAGUUUAUGAAUAUGCUCAAAAGGGUUCCCUCCGAAGCCAUUUGCAUGAUCCUCAAAAUAAGGGUCAUUCACCACUAUCAUGGAUCAUGAGGGUCCAAAUUGCACUUGAUGCUGCUAGGGGACUUGAAUAUAUACACGAGCACACAAAAGCACAUUAUGUUCACCGAGAUAUAAAGACAAGCAACAUUUUACUUGAUGCUUCCUUUAAAGCAAAGAUUUCAGACUUUGGAUUGGCGAAACUUGUCGGGAUAACAAAUGAGGGGGAUGUUUCAACUACCAAAGUUGUUGGUACAUAUGGAUAUCUUGCUCCGGAAUACUUGACUGAUGGCCUUGCAACAACCAAAAGCGAUGUUUAUGCAUUUGGUGUUGUUCUUUUUGAGACUAUAACCGGAAAGGAGGCCAUUAUUCGAACAGAAGGCAUGAUGACAAAAAAUCCUGAAAGACGAUCACUAGCAUCAAUAAUGUUGGCAGUUCUUAGGAACUCACCUGAUUCAUUGAGCAUGUCAAGCUUGAAAGAUUACAUUGAUCCAAAUAUGAUGAAUCUGUAUCCUCACGAUUGUGUAUUUAAGAUGGCUUUGCUGGCAAAGCAAUGUGUGGACGAUGAUCCGAUCUUACGACCAGAUAUGAAACAGAUAGUGAUUUCCAUCUCACAGAUUCUUUUGUCUUCUAUUGAGUGGGAAGCAACACUAGCUGGGAAUAGCCAAGUAUUCAGUGGACUUGUUCAGGGAAGAUAGGAAUCAAAUAUAAAGAGUUAUUAAUUUUUUUGCUUGAUUGUGAUGUAUCAAUAGGAGCAUAGACUUGUGAUGAACAUGAGAGGGUCAAUCAGUAUCUUCUUUUUUAUCUUGAAAGCUAUAUCUUGAUUUUAUUUUUAGUUAUAUAGAAAAUUUUAGGAGUAAUUUAGAGCAUGUGAUGAUGGAGCUAAGGAUGGAUUUGAUUGAUAUAUGAGUUGUAAUGUUGACAGUAGUAUAUGCAUGUAUGUCUAUAUAAUCUUUUUUUUUUUUUUUUGAUAAUCGCAUGUCUAUAUAAUCUUUGAUUCCAUGCAA